Messenger RNA from Juglans regia (Persian walnut), 1588 nucleotides. Its product is annotated as serine/threonine-protein kinase WAG1-like. The transcript has a single exon. Gene Ontology annotation, biological process: protein phosphorylation. Gene Ontology annotation, cellular component: nucleus; cytoplasm; plasma membrane. Gene Ontology annotation, molecular function: protein serine/threonine kinase activity; ATP binding. The record is from RefSeq and is a predicted model, not a curated record. Bases 38 to 1516 code for a protein of 492 amino acids. NCBI's taxonomy places the organism in Eukaryota, Viridiplantae, Streptophyta, Magnoliopsida, Fagales, Juglandaceae.
AUCCUAAUUGAUCAAGAAUUAGCAGAGCUAGCCCGCGAUGGACGAAGACACCCUUUUUCCCUGCGAGGCAGAUCUAGACCUUAGCUUCACCAGCUGCACCUCUACCACCACCGACCGCACCUUCGCUUGCUCAAGCGCCCGCAGUAGCUUAGCACGCAGCAGCUUGACUCUCAGCUUCAACGAGUCCCGCCUCUCAACAACCACAACUACUACCACAACCAGCACUAGUACUCCCCACUACCGCCGUCCCCACGGCAACUCCGACCCACAUUGGUCCGCCAUCAAAGCUGCCACCAACAUCUCCUCCGAUGGCAAACUCCACCUCCGCCACCUAAAGCUCCUCAGGCACCUCGGCACUGGAAACCUCGGGCGUGUCUUCCUCUGCCGUCUCAGAGACUAUGAGCACGCCAACUUCGCUCUCAAGGUGGUUGACAUGGAUUCUCUUAGCACCAAAAAGCUUUCCCACGUUCAGAUGGAGGCCAGCAUCCUCUCCAUGCUAGACCACCCUUUCCUUCCUACACUCUACGCCCACCUCCAGGUUUCUCACUACACCUGUCUCCUCAUUGACUACUGCCCGGGUGGGGACCUUCACUCCCUCCUCCGCAAACAGCCCGGCAACCGGCUCCCGCUUCAUGCCGUCAGGUUCUUCGCCGCAGAGGUCUUAGUUGCCUUGGAGUAUUUGCACGCUCUAGGUGUUGUUUACCGGGAUCUGAAGCCAGAAAACGUGUUGCUACGGGAAGACGGCCACAUCAUGCUGUCUGACUUCGACUUGUGCUUCAAGGCCGACGUAGUCCCCACACUGGAGAAGAUCCGAGCCCAAACAAGCAAGUACAGGAACUGCAGACAUACUUGCUUCGGCUCCACUACAAAAAAAGUCAACCGGAUCCGGGAGGACGUGAAGGCAGAGUUUGUUGCAGAGCCGACAACGGCAUUUUCCAGAUCCUGCGUCGGGACCCACGAGUACUUGGCGCCGGAGUUAGUCUCCGGGAACGGUCACGGUAAUGGCGUUGACUGGUGGGCUUUCGGGGUGUUCAUUUACGAACUGUGGUACGGGACCACGCCCUUCAGAGGAGGGAGCAAAGAGAGCACCCUGCGCAAUAUAGCAUCGAGCAGGCAAGUUAGAUUCCCCGUCGACGUGGGGGAGAGAAAGGAGGAUCAUGAGCGGACUGCGGCGGAGGCAAGGGAUUUGAUAGAAAAGCUACUGGUGAAGGACCCAAGGAGGAGGCUAGGUUGCGCCAGGGGUGCAACCGACAUUAAACGGCACCCUUUCUUUGAUGGGAUAAAGUGGCCGUUGAUCCGGACGUACAGGCCGCCGCCGGAAGUACGGGGGCUUCUAAGGAAGGAAAAGACGAACAUGAACGGAGACGUGAGUGUUGGGGCUAACCAGACGAUCGAGAUAUCAAGGCAGAACUGGUGUUGGUGGAAGAAACUUGGGUUUAUGGUGAAGAAGAAGAAGAAGAGGGCAAUGUCUACGCCGAAUCACAGUAACAGAAGCGAUAGACUGCUCUCCUCGUGACAAUAUCUACACUACUUAAGUACAGUAAUAAGUCAAAAUGAUAUUGAUAAUUUUAGGAAAUAUUCAUAAAUU